UACAGAAUCGUGGACAACACAUAUAAAUUUUAUAAAAAGUGACACAAACGCGCGCAUCGAUUUGCUGUCAGUAUAGUAAAAGUAAUGUUCUACUAGUGCUUCUUGGAGUCGGUAUACGAAAACAUCCAACUCAGCUUGUUUUUUACUAUUUUGUCACUACUGCUGCUGCUGAAGCAGUGAUUGGUGAAUCAAAUGUUAAACAUGAAGCUCAGCUCUCCGGGCAACUGAAAAGCAGAUUGUAUAGAGCUCCGGAACCGAAAGUGUCCCCAAAGAGGUGGAAAACAUUUGGAUAGAUUCUUCAUUGUAAUAAUUGCUCAAAGAUGAGGAAUUUAGUGCCGGAUUUGAUCAUUUGCUUUAUAAUAAUAAUAACUAUAACUAUAGUUCAGUUAGCUUCGAGCAUUCUUCAUGACAGUCUAGGAGGAAAUCCAGUAAUUCCAUCUUUAUCAGAGGGAGCAGCAAAUCAGCAAAAAGAGCUUACACUAUCCCAGCUCAUAGAUCGAAAGUCGAAGGAAUAUUCUUGGCUUAUUAGAUUAUCGAUCAACACAUUCGGCUAUCUAUGUGUCCUUAUUCCGGGACUAGUGAUUUAUAAGUACACUCGGAAGACAAAAUAUCUCGAGCGAUCGGACAAGUCCCUGCUAUCCAAUGUAGUGCGAUUCUGUUUUGGAACAUCAGAUGCUGACCGAGGAAUUGAUGGAAGGAAUGCCGAAAAAGGAGCAGGAUCCAAAAGAACAUCGAUCCAGGAAUGCAUCCUCCUGUUUUAUUGCCUGUUCGGAUUGAUGGGAUCCUACCUCACCUGGGGAGUGCUGCAGGAAAAGAUAAUGACUCAGGAAUACGAAAACGCCGAUAAGAAAAAAGUGCAUUUCAAGGAUUCUCAAUUCUUAGUAUUCACCAAUCGAGUUUUAGGAUUCAUGAUAACGGCAGUUUACCUAACAGUCAAAAGACAGCUCCGGCAGCGUGCUCCUCUCUAUAAAUUUUCCUUUGCAUCGUUUUCAAACAUUAUGAGUGCAUGGUUCCAGUACGAGGCACUAAAGUUCGUUAACUUUCCCACACAGGUCUUGGCAAAGUCGUGCAAAAUCAUUCCUGUUAUGAUAAUGGGCAAGAUUGUAUCACGCAACAAGUACGAAUUUUAUGAAUAUAUAACAGCAAUCAUGAUAUCGGUUGGCAUGAUAUUCUUCCUAACUGGAUCAACGGAUGAAUCAAAAACUACAGCAAUGACUACCUUAACUGGAGUGUUACUUCUCACAUUCUAUAUGGUAUUCGAUAGCUUCACAUCCAAUUGGCAAGGUGAAUUGUUCAAAACGUACUCCAUGUCUUCUAUCCAGAUGAUGUGCGGCGUCAACCUCUUCAGCACCCUUUUCACAGCUGCAUCGCUCUACAUGCAGGGAGGCUUCUAUAGCUCACUACAGUUUGCUGCCGAACAUCCUAAGUUCGUUUUGGACUGCAUUGUACUUUCGAUUUCCUCAGCUGUGGGACAACUUUUCAUUUUCUACACGAUUGCCACCUUUGGCGCCGUUGCUUUUACCAUCAUCAUGACCCUGAGACAGGCCAUUGCCAUCCUGCUGUCUUGUUUGAUCUACAAGCACAGUAUUUCCUUCCUGGGUGUCGUGGGCGUGGUGAUCGUUUUCCUAGCCAUUUUCCUAAGAGUCUACUGUAACCAAAGGCUGAAAGCCAUCAAACGAAGACACGCUGCCGCAGAUGUCGCUGCUGGAAAGCCCCGGUUGAACGUUUAAAUGAUACCAAAUUAAUAAUGCGAAUAGUGAGUUGGUUUGUACUUGGCAUUUGUUUCUUCAGCUUAUUCUAUUUAAAUAGGUUUUAAAGCACAAACGAGUGAUCUUACAGUGAAUAAUAGGAACGUACUUGACGAAAGCGAAUAACAGUGAUUAGGUUUAGUUUUGGCACACAGAGAAUGGUUUGUACAAAAAUUGUAUGUGUUCAGUUUCUUGGAAAUUGGCGAUCUCAGUUCAAGAGUUGCGCCACGCGACUGAAUGUUGUUGCUUCAUCUGAAUUAUUAUUUAUACGUAAUUGAAUAUAUGAGAUAAAAUAAAUUUUUGAAAUGUGCUUCGGCAUGAGCAGA
Molecule: messenger RNA, 2074 nt
Organism: Aedes aegypti (yellow fever mosquito)
Lineage: Eukaryota; Metazoa; Arthropoda; Insecta; Diptera; Culicidae
Gene: sll
Product: adenosine 3'-phospho 5'-phosphosulfate transporter 1
Exons: 3
Coding region: 321-1730 (469 amino acids)
Biological process (GO): transmembrane transport
Cellular component (GO): endoplasmic reticulum membrane; Golgi membrane
Molecular function (GO): 3'-phosphoadenosine 5'-phosphosulfate transmembrane transporter activity
Source: RefSeq, a predicted model, not a curated record